Cynocephalus volans (Philippine flying lemur) is the source of this 957-nucleotide messenger RNA. RefSeq names its product olfactory receptor 51E1. Gene Ontology annotation, molecular function: olfactory receptor activity; G protein-coupled receptor activity. Gene Ontology annotation, biological process: G protein-coupled receptor signaling pathway. Bases 1 to 957 code for a protein of 318 amino acids. The transcript has a single exon. The record is from RefSeq and is a predicted model, not a curated record. NCBI's taxonomy places the organism in Eukaryota, Metazoa, Chordata, Mammalia, Dermoptera, Cynocephalidae. Gene Ontology annotation, cellular component: plasma membrane.
AUGAUGGUGGGCCCCAGUGGCAACGAAUCCAGUGUCACAUAUUUCAUCCUAAUAGGCCUCCCAGGCUUGGAAGAGGCUCAGUUCUGGUUGGCUUUCCCAUUGUGCUCCCUCUACCUAAUUGCCGUGCUAGGUAAUUUGAUGAUCAUCUACAUUGUGCGGACUGAGCACAGCCUACAUGAGCCCAUGUAUAUCUUCCUUUGCAUGCUUUCUGGCCUUGAUAUCCUCAUCUCCACCUCGUCCAUGCCGAAAAUGAUGGCCAUCUUCUGGUUCAAUUCCACUACCAUCCAGUUUGAUGCUUGUCUGCUACAGAUGUUUGCCAUCCACUCCUUAUCUGGCAUGGAGUCCACAGUGCUGCUGGCCAUGGCCUUUGACCGCUAUGUGGCCAUCUGCCACCCACUGCGCCAUGCCACUGUGCUCACGUUGCCUCGCGUUACCAAGAUUGGCAUGGCUGCUGUGGUGCGCGGUGCUGCACUAAUGGCGCCCCUACCUGUCUUCAUCAAACUGCUUCCCUUCUGCCACUCCAAUAUCCUUUCCCAUUCCUACUGCCUACACCAAGAUGUCAUGAAGCUGGCCUGUGCUGACAUCCAUGUCAAUGUCAUUUAUGGCCUCAUCGUCAUCAUCUCUGCCAUUGGACUGGACUCACUUCUCAUCUCCUUCUCAUAUCUGCUUAUCCUUAAGACAGUGUUGGGCUUGACACGUGAAGCCCAGGCAAAGGCAUUUGGCACUUGUGUCUCUCAUGUGUGUGCUGUUUUCAUAUUCUAUGUACCUUUCAUUGGAUUGUCCAUGGUCCACCGCUUUAGCAAGCGACGUGACUCCCUCCUUCCCAUCAUAAUGGCCAACAUCUAUCUACUGGUUCCUCCUGUGCUCAACCCCAUUGUCUAUGGAGUGAAGACAAAGGAGAUACGACAGCGCAUCCUUCGUCUUUUCCAUGUGACCGUACACACUUCAGAUCCCUAG